AUGUCGAUAUACUCUACUCCGUUGAAAAGCAACUGGAACGGAAAUCCAAACUUUUCCAAUCCACAACCGAACGUGGUAAAUGGCAUCGGCAAUUCUUCCUCACUGUUCACUCAACAUCCUACUUCAGAUGCUAAUUUGAACACAUUUGGUACUAAUAUGACCAAUAUGUUAUCUGGACUUAAUGGUAAUACGGUGAAUCCUCUGAACUUCGAUGCUUCUAACGAGCAUAUCAGAAUUAGUGGUUUGGGUGCUGCCAAUCCACUUCAGCUUGCUUCGCAAUAUAUUGAUCAUCUGCUACGUCGGGACAGCAGCACACCAGUUUUGGAUGAAAGGUCAUAUUACAAUAACGGUGUCAACUACAACUUUUCAAAGGAAGUUGGUGGUCUAGGUCCAUUCACACCAUUUGAAAGACUUAAUGUUAUUAAUAUCCCUGAUGAAAUAUUGCAACAAUUGUCCAAGGCCGAAAUAAAAUCUAAUAUGGGGCUUUUUCCUGAUAUAGAGCGCUGUUGGAUCACUAUUGAUAAUAAACUAAUUUUAUGGCAUUACAACAACCCGUCAGACUUUCAGUCAAUUGACGAUAUAAAGCACACCAUCCUACAUGUUGCAUUAGUCAAGCCAAAGCCAAACACCUUUGUGGAAUCCAUUAACCAUUUAAUGCUAAUUACUACGCCGUUUGAUAUUUAUCUACUUGCUGUAUCAUAUGACAAAAUCAGUGGUUCAUUUAACAUAUUCAACACUGGGAUGUCCGUUUCUGUGCAUGGAUUAGAUGUUCACGAAAUAGUCUACUACGAAAAAACGGGUCAAAUUUUCUUCUCCGGAAGCAACAAUGGAACUAACAUAUGGGAACUACAAUACUCUUCUUCAGAAGAUUGGUUUAACAAUAAAUGCAGUAAAGUGUGUCUAACACAAUCUGCAUUGUUGAGCUUAUUGCCAACUAAUAUAUUCGCAAAGAUCCCUGGUUCUGCAUUGGUUCAAUCAUUUUUUGAAGAGGAUUCGAAAUAUGCUCAAGAACAUAUAACACAUUUGACCAUCGAUCAAUCUCGUGGUAUUUUGUACUCUUUAACAUCCAAAUCUGUUAUCAGAGCUUAUAAGAUUAAUUCGAAGUCUUUGGAUGGUCCUACUACUAUUGAACCAUCGUAUAUCAAACGUAUAAUGGGAACAACACCAGCAAGAGGGGCUGCCAUAUUGGGUAAUAAGUACUUGAAAGUCGUGAAGAUUGAAGUUGUAUCAGUGCAGGAAAACAAUAACUUGUUCUUGGUAGCCAUCACUAUUGGUGGUGUCAGAUUGUAUUUCAACGGUUCUGUGGGUCCAAACAGUGUGGAGGCACUAAGAUUGGAAUCCAUGAAAUUCCCCCCCAGUUCUGUCAGUCCAGAGACUAUAGAAUUGGAGUUACAACAACAGCAACAACAGCAGGCAAGGAAACUAACACCCUUCUACUCCUCCCUCAACAGCAUGGAAUCUGUCCAACUAAAGUAUCAAAAGAAGUCAUCUGUCCUUCUUGAAAGCUCUAAGGCAUCGUCCAUCAUCUCUCCGGGCAUUUUCUUUUCUUCGGUAAUUAAGCAUCCGAGCGAACAAUUAUCAAACACUAUAGAAACGACUACGCCUACUGGUAAAAAAACACCUGCUCAACAUAAGCUAUUCGUUAGUGUUCCAGAUUAUGGUAUUUUAAAAAACCACGGCCGUUAUGUCGAAAAUUCUGUAUUUUUGGAUACCACUGCCCCAGUUAAACAAAUUGUUCCAAUUACUCCACUCUUUAAUGCUACCAAUAAACCGGAAGGGUAUGCUAAUGCUUUCGCAACUCAAUAUAGUGUGGAACCACUCAAGGUGGCAGUUCUCACAAAUACUUCUGUUGAAAUUUACAAAUACCGUAAUCCCGAUCAAGUUCUAGAAUCUUUGAUAAACAAUCCUUUACCGUUCAUUGUCAACUAUGGUUUAGUGGAAACAUGUUCAUCUGCACUCUUCGUUACUUGUAAAUUUAAUAAAUCUGAAGCUUUGAGAUCUAAUGCUCUGACGCUCUUCACAGUAGGUAUUCCAAAUGUUGUUGAAAUUAAGCCAGCCUAUAACAAGUAUGCUAAUAGUGCUGUUUCGACCUUAUUAGGGAAGCCAACUUUGAAUUUAAUGACACCUCAAAAGAGUUCUACAGAAUUGGCUAAGCAGAGUAAUGCUAUUUCUACCCCUAACAUAUCUGGUGCAAACAAUUUCAACCUUGAUGAUGUAAUUCUCUCCGCGAGAUUUUAUGGUACUGCAGUGUUGAUUGCUAGAUUAUUCAGAGAUAUAUGGGACAAAAAUGUGUUCGAAGUCGACCCUAGAGUGAAAUUCAAUCCUGACAACACUGUUGUGAAAAGUUCAGUUAAGAAUGACAGCAUUAUAUCAAAGGUAUAUGUGUCUAGGGGCGAUAUUGAAUAUUAUUUAUCAUCAGUUAUGAUUUUGAAUGAAUUUUUCCAAUCCUACGGAAACUCUAUCACAACGAUCUCUAAUGUUUCACCAAUUAAUGGUGAAAAGACAGUAGACAAAGGUGAAGACGUAGCCCAUCAAGCAGAAAACAUUGCCAUGAAUUCGAUUAUUAAAUUGCUACAGUCGAUUAAAGAGUCUUUGUCUUUCCUAAAUGUUUUAUUUGAAGAAAGCGAAGUAGAUGGUUACGAGGGACAAUAUUUGGCUUUUGUUGACAUUAUGAAAUAUCUAAACCUAGAUAUUCAAUCUGACCUUGGAAGAUUAAAGUUCAAGGACAUCUUCAAUCCAAAUGAGCAAACGAAAACAUUGAUAAGAGAAAUUCUCUCUUCUAUCAUCAAUAGAAGCAUUACUAAAGGUGGAUCGAUCGAAUACAUUGCAACAGCUCUUCAAGAACGUUGUGGUUCUUUCUGUUCAACUGGUGAUGUCCUAGGCUUUAGAGCUGUGGAACAUCUCAGAAAGGCUAAGGAAAUAGGUUUAAGGGAUCAAGAAACACUAAACUACCAUUUAACAAACGCAGCAAAACUAUUUGAAAGAAUCGUGGAUGAUAUAUCCUUAGAUAAAAUCAAAGAGGCUGUGAAUAUAAUGCUUGAGCUGAACUAUUACCCAAAGACUGUUGAAUUUUUGUUGAAUAUUGCUAACGCUAUGGACAAGGGAAAACUUGCAUUCCAAUAUGUUGCCGAUGGAUGUCUAGAUCAUGACGAAAGGAAAAAGUACUAUGAUGCAAGGGUAUCUAUAUAUGAAAUUGUAUUCGAAACUUUAAUCAAAGUUGACCAAUUAGCAUCAUCCGUUGAAAACGUUACAAAUCAGGAUAUUCAAAAGACACGAGAUGAAGUUUAUGAUGUUGCCUUGAAAUAUAACGAUAAAUUGUUCCAUUACCAAAUGUACGACUGGUUUGUGCAACAGAACUCUGAAGACAAACUUUUGCAACUGGAUACUGACUUUAUUUUGCCUUACUUAGAAGAGAAGGCUGCAAAGUCUUUAAAAAUCUCAAACCUUCUAUGGGUGUACCAGUCUAAGAGGUCACAUUUCUUAGAAACGGCACAAAUUUUGUAUUCUCUCGCCAUAUCUGACUUUGAUAUUGACUUACAGACUAGAAUUGAAUAUCUAUCCAGAGCUAAUGGUUUCUGUAAUGGUGUUUGUCCACCAAGCCAAAGACAAGCUAUGAUCCAGCUCUCCGGUAUGAUCCAAGAAGUGGUGGAUGUUGCAAGUAUUCAGGAUGAUAUAAUCCAAACACUCAAGGAUGAUGUUAGAGUCAAUCCCUCAGUUAGACAGGAUGCUUUAAAACAAUUGGAAGGCAAAAUUCUAACUGUCACUGAGUUAUACAAUGAUUUUGCAGCACCAUUAAGUUAUCAUGAAAUUUGUUUAUUGAUCUUCAAAAUAAGUGACUUCAGAAACCAUGAAGAAAUCCUUUCAAAAUGGCAAGAAUUAUUUGAUUCUAUGAAGGAGAACAUAGCAGAGAGUGAAACAAUGGAUGAAUUGGAUAGAAGCACGACAUUUAUUAAUCUACUCUCAUCUACCGUUGUCCGCGUUGGUAAGAAUGUUCGUACCAGUGAAUUUGUCUUUCCAGUGGUAGACUUAUUCCCGCUAAUCUCCAAUCUAAUAAAUGAGAAUUUGUCUAAGGAAUAUAUCAAACCAGGAUCCAUAGCAUCUAUUUUCAUCAAGGCAGGUGUUUCUUACGAUCGAUUGUAUUACGUUCUCAAGGAUUUAAUUGAAACCACCACAGACCAUAAUGAGAUUUACGAUAACGAGAUUGUUUGGUUAAUCAAGGAAUGGUAUCAAUCUGAUAGAAAGCUACGAGACUUGAUUCCAUUGGAGGAGAUCCGUUCGUUAGAUAAGUAUUCUAUCGAAAAUGAUCCACUCGAAAAGUACAGAAAGAGAACAGGGGACAAUGUUCUGAUAUUAAAUUCGAAUGCCUAA
Messenger RNA from Kluyveromyces marxianus DMKU3-1042, 4368 nucleotides. RefSeq names its product Nup170p (gene NUP170). Gene Ontology annotation, molecular function: structural constituent of nuclear pore. The transcript has a single exon. Bases 1 to 4368 code for a protein of 1455 amino acids. The record is from RefSeq and is a predicted model, not a curated record. NCBI's taxonomy places the organism in Eukaryota, Fungi, Ascomycota, Saccharomycetes, Saccharomycetales, Saccharomycetaceae. Gene Ontology annotation, biological process: transcription-dependent tethering of RNA polymerase II gene DNA at nuclear periphery; protein localization to nuclear inner membrane; RNA export from nucleus. Gene Ontology annotation, cellular component: nuclear pore; nuclear pore inner ring.